AUGAUGUCUCGAGAGCAGCCUAAGCCGAAACUUGAUAGUCACCACAGAAAGAAUGCUGACCGAUCUCCAGCUGCAACUGUGAUUAUUAGCGAUAGCAGUGAAAGCAGCGACGGUAGUGAUUCGGACGACCAGGAGUGGCCUAUAAAGUGUAUCCUCCGUGAAACAGACACCGAGUAUCUUAUUGAUUGGGAGGGUCCUUACGAUCCAACUUGGGAACCCAAAGAGAACGCGAGUGAGCUUGCUAUACAAGUUUGGAACCGGCGGAAAGCCCGGCGAUCAAGCGAGUUAAAUCAAAGACCGACACGCAAGAGGACCCCUAAAUCGCCUAGUGUCAUCGAGGUCUCUUCCUUAUCACCAGAAGCAAACAUAGGCCCAGAGGACCACUCGCCCUUCGACAACGAGACCGAACAGAGCAGCACUGAUUCCGAUAAUUAUUCAAAGGUCUCCUCAUCGCUAUUUGUGCGACAAGACGGCCUUUCAGAGAUAGUAGACUCUCUUCAAUCUCAGUACAUUGAAGCCUCCGGCUGCUUUUACGGGACCGCCUCUCCACCCCGGUCUUUUUCCGAUUGUUCUCCGCCUCUAGAGGCUGUAUCCACAAACUCUCGCUCGCAGGCCACCACCGCAUUUUUUGAAUAUAUUUCCGAGUCAUCUGCUCCGCCUGAAUACCUGCAACCGGGUGAGUGGGACGACGACGUCGUGUUUGAUACGCAGCAGCGUGAUCCGACUUGUGACUCAAAGGCCGAUUCGGUUAGUAGAUGCUCAUCGCAUCGACAGUACUCUGCGGAAAUCAACAGCAUUUUCGGAUUAUCAUAUCCGAACACACCAGGUCUUGGACUGAGCUCUAAGGUCACCGAAAUAGCCGAGACGCCUGCUCAGCCACCAGGCUUAGGAGCUGAUUUAUCGCGCUUCGGCUCUUUCUCUAUUGAUAAUACUCCAUCUUACAACAAUUUGACCUUCCAGCCUCCUGAGUCGUGUGGCUCUGUCAUCAGAGACUGCGAAUUCGUCCAGUCGACUUACCUGAGCUCAAUCCCAGAGACAAAUCUUCAACAACUGUCACAAUAUCCAGAAGAGCUCAGUGCUGAAGGUUUAACUCGACAAGUGCUUUCAUCUUCUAAUCUUGUGGAAGAACCCUCUGCCGAGAUCAUGGAAGACAAAGAGCCCAAGUCAUCGGAUCCUUCUCUCUCCGAUGCCCCUUUGGACCGAUACAGUGAAUUGCCAGGGUCCACUCCUGUGGAAAGGAUACGCAAUGCCUGGGCCCAACUCGGCGAAGAAAAUCAAUCCGAGCUAUCCCAAACAGCCAACGCUGUCGAAACUCCAUCUUCCGUGGGAGAUAUCGAGGCUUCGAUCCCUGUGUCUGUCCCUGAAACAACUGCACCGCUUAGUGUCAGAGCCGACACAGAUUCCUUUUCCCAUUCACAUACUGCAGUCCACCAUGGUCACUCUGAACCUUUACUGCCACCCUCGGAACUAGCUCACGGAGGCCACAUGAGUCAACCUUCACUCCAAACUAUCCACCCCAGCGCGUUGACCGUCACCGGCAUGGAUGAGGUUGCGCCUGGAUCAGUCCACCUUGGGCCGUCUGAAUUUGCCGUCACCCUUCCGAUGGAUUCUCGGGUGAAGGAUGACUACGAGCGAGUGCUAUCAGAUGCAGCUACAAACAUACGUCAAUUUUUCGACAGCUUUCAGUCAAAUUCUCAAAUUUCUGAGCCUGAGCGAGAGGUUUUACAUUCACAAAUGCGGGAGGUCGUUGUGCGGUUGAGCAAUGUUUCAACCCAUCCAGACUUAAACAUCUCUGACCACUUGAAAGACCCCGACCCCGACCUUGCGAAAGAGGCAGCCUGGGCCGAAUAUUCUAGUGCAAAGUUUCUUCUACUAGGUCAUCUCAUGGAGAUUGUAGGUACACACGAGCUCCAUCUGAUUCUUGCUGUUCAAGACGAGAAGAAACAGGCAGUUCUGGAGCGUUAUCUCCAAGGGAAGGGCUUUGCAUACACCAAACCCCGUGAAGAAAUGGGCAGCAUCUUGGAAGUUUCCCUAGCCAAGGGGUCACUCAGCUUUGGAAUCCAUUCCAGCGAGACCGCCCGUGAACUUUACAAGCCGCCGUCUGCUAUUUUUGCAUUGGAUUCAUAUUUUAGACCCAAAAGUCCGUCCAUACAGCACAUCCGAACAACUUAUGCCCGAAACGGGAACUUGCUUCCAGUCAUCUGGUUUCUUGUCGCCAACACGAGCGAACAUAUUGAGCGUUGUUUGCCCGAGUCACCAGAGCCCGAUCGAUUGCGUUUACUUGUGCACUAUAUUGCCCGUCUCCACGACGAGGUCGGUGAUCUCCAGGAUGAUGCCCUUGGCGUACAUGAAGACGCUGAAGAGAUUCUUGGAUACCUCUUGGAUCGUGUUGCUGGCUGGCCAUUGCCUACCAUUGAGCCUUUGAAUCUUGUGUCCCUGGAGGAGUUAGAGUGCGACAGCUCUGCUUCAUCUGACGAGGCGAUGCAGCCGACCCAGAAACGUACACUGGAGGACGAACCGGAGGAACACUCGUCAAAGCGCGCACGGGUCGGUACUCAAGAGAACAGCCAGUUGACCGAGUCAACUAAGCCUCCCAGUCAAACAUUGGACCGGGAUUUGCAAUCACUCGAGAGGAACCUGGUCCAGAUGAAACACAUUCACGCAACUGAAAAGGCCCAGUUGCAGGCUGAGCUUGCUCGGGCAAAUUCUCGAUUCCAAGAAAUGGAGAAGGCACUAGGUAUUCUACAACACCGUUACGAGAGUCGGACCAAUGAACUCCAUGCAACUCGCCAAGAGCGUGAUCGCGUCACUGAAACCAAGCCGUCUCUGGAACAGCGCGUCGAGAAACAAAAAGAAACUAUCUCUAGUCUGAAAGAAGAACGGACAGAGCUGAAGCGUGAGCUCGACGAAGCCAGGCAAGCACUCAAAGAUGGUGGUGGCAGUUCUGCUGAACUGGAGACCGCACGCGAGGAAAUCCGCCGCCUGGCCAAAGAAAAUUCGAACCUUGAACGCAAGGCUGAGUUCGAGAAAAACCAAGCCGAGUACACCCGAGAGCAAUAUCAGACUGCAUCUACAUCAGCCGCUCAGUCUGGCACCGAAAACCGCCGUUUGGCCACCGAGAAUGAGAAACUAAAGCGCAAGGCCGAAAGCAAUGCCGUCCAACUUUGUGAGCUACACAUGAAGGACGACUCCGUUCGUCAUCUAGCUCGAAUUGAAGAGCUAGAAUUGAUUCUCGCUACGCGCGACGAAUUCCUACGCAGGAAGGAAGAUGAGCUUCGUGAAAUUCGGAAGAAUCGUCCAUCUACUCGCUCGACUAGCACUCAACCACGAAGUCCCAAGUGGGCCGGCAGCCGUCCGACCAGCCCAGGGGUAGGUCAUAAUGGGAAUGGUAAUGGUCUUGGGGGAAGAGGCAGUGCGCUACGAUACAGUUCUGAGAUGCCUUUCUGA
Molecule: messenger RNA, 3447 nt
Organism: Penicillium concentricum
Lineage: Eukaryota; Fungi; Ascomycota; Eurotiomycetes; Eurotiales; Aspergillaceae
Exons: 5
Coding region: 1-3447 (1148 amino acids)
Biological process (GO): autophagosome assembly; autophagy; cellular response to nitrogen starvation
Cellular component (GO): phosphatidylinositol 3-kinase complex, class III, type II; phosphatidylinositol 3-kinase complex, class III, type I; phagophore assembly site
Source: RefSeq, a predicted model, not a curated record